Messenger RNA from Daldinia caldariorum, 561 nucleotides. Its product is annotated as U6 snRNA-associated Sm-like protein LSm6. The record is from RefSeq and is a predicted model, not a curated record. The coding region runs from base 140 to 391 and encodes 83 amino acids. Gene Ontology annotation, cellular component: sno(s)RNA-containing ribonucleoprotein complex; U4/U6 x U5 tri-snRNP complex; U6 snRNP. Gene Ontology annotation, biological process: maturation of SSU-rRNA; mRNA splicing, via spliceosome. Gene Ontology annotation, molecular function: RNA binding. NCBI's taxonomy places the organism in Eukaryota, Fungi, Ascomycota, Sordariomycetes, Xylariales, Hypoxylaceae. The transcript is spliced from 3 exons.
CCUAACCUUAAGUACCUUAACCUUAACCAUACAUAACAUAAACGUCCACUCAGGCUUUCCGCUCUAACUAACAAUACAAGCUUGCCCAGCAUACAUUCUCCUACAUUUUAAUCACAAAUUACUUCUCACAAAAGUCACUAUGGAAAACGGUACAAAUAUCCAAGGUGAUGGUAAGGACCCAUCUGGGUUUUUGUCAGACAUCAUCGGCAAUCCAGUCACUGUCAAACUUAACUCAGGUGUUGUCUACAAAGGCGAGCUGCAAUCUGUUGAUGGAUACAUGAACAUCGCGUUGGAAAAGACUGAGGAGUACGUUAAUGGCGUAAAGCGAAGAACUUAUGGAGAUGCCUUCGUAAGAGGCAAUAAUGUCAUGUAUAUCUCAGCCGACUCAUGAUCUGGUUAUUUGGUUCAUUCAAAUCGGAAUCCCAGCUGGAAAAGGCAUUUUUACGUCGUUCUACGAUAGGUUGCGAAAUUGUACAAGAGGUUCUCAUUAACACCCCGGAUGCAGAGGACUUUUGGCAACACGGCAGCUAGGAAUAUCUAACUAAAUUUGAUAACAUAGAA